This is a messenger RNA of Adineta steineri, 732 nucleotides long. The record is from the annotation of a GenBank genome assembly. Lineage: Eukaryota; Metazoa; Rotifera; Eurotatoria; Adinetida; Adinetidae.
AUGGAACAGCAAAAUAAUGUUGCAGCUUUAAAUGAUAGUGCUGGUGUUUUACCAAUGGAUACAGGUGCAAUAACUAAUGGCAAUCAUGAUGAAGGUGACAAUAGUCCAUCAGGAGUAGGUAUUGCUAAUGGAAAGAAAGGUCGUGGUCGUCCACCAAAAUCUACUAGUUCACCAAAAGUUGUCAAGAAAGUAGAUGCGCCAACAAAUGGUCGUGGUCGUGGUCGACCACCAAAAGCAGUUGAAACAUCACCAGCGAAAAAAGUAGUUGUACCACAACAAGAAGAAGAAGAAGAAGUCGAAACUAACGGUGAUGCAAAUAAAAAAAAGCGUGGUAGACCAUCAAAAAUUGAUACACCCGAUGAACAAACAAAUGGAAUAAAGAAACCACAAGUUCAAGCAGCUCCAGUUGCCAUUCCUCAAGAACAAGAUAGUGGUGAUGAAUUAACGAAAAGAAAACGUGGACGACCAUCAGCAGGAGCAACACCAAAAAAAGUUGUAGUAGUCUCACCACCACCAUCAAAACCAACAGAAGAUUUAUCAGCUAGAAAACGUGGUCGACCAUCAGGAUCUGGUGUAAAAAAGGCAGCACCAAAACCUAAGAUAUCAUUAGCCAAUGAUGAUGGUUCAGCCAAAAAACAACGAGGUCGACCAAAAAAACCAUCUACAACACCAGCAGUAGUGGCAACAUCUGCUAAUGAAACAGCUACUGUUACAUCAAAUAACGGUCAAUAA